Nicotiana attenuata is the source of this 1443-nucleotide messenger RNA. RefSeq names its product ATP-dependent zinc metalloprotease FTSH 8, mitochondrial-like. The record is from RefSeq and is a predicted model, not a curated record. Gene Ontology annotation, biological process: mitochondrial protein processing; protein-containing complex assembly. Gene Ontology annotation, cellular component: chloroplast thylakoid membrane; m-AAA complex. Lineage: Eukaryota; Viridiplantae; Streptophyta; Magnoliopsida; Solanales; Solanaceae. Gene Ontology annotation, molecular function: metalloendopeptidase activity; ATP-dependent peptidase activity; zinc ion binding. The transcript is spliced from 2 exons. The annotation marks the transcript as partial.
UAUGGUGACUUUGUAAAUGUAAAUUUUCAGAUUAGCUUCCAAGAGUUCAAAAACAGGCUACUUGAAGCUGGUCUUGUUGAUAGAAUUGUUGUUUCUAACAAAUCUGUGGCCAAAGUUUAUGUGAGGAGCUCUGCACCCGGUCCUAUUCAAAUUGGUGAUGACACUAUUCAAGGUCCUGCAACUGGUAGAAAUGGUACAAGAAAUGCAAGCCACUACAAGUAUUAUUUUAACAUCGGGAGUGUUGAGUCAUUCGAGGAGAAGCUUGAAGAAGCACAGGAAGCAUUAGGAAUAGAUCCUCAUAAUUAUGUUCCUGUUACGUAUGUUGAUGAGUUGAAUUGGUUCCAAGAAGUGAUGAGGUUUGGUCCAACAGUGUUGAUUCUUGCUGUCCUUUAUUUUAUGGGACGAAGAGUGCAGGGCGGAAUAGGUGUUGGAGGCCCUGGUGGAAAAGGUGCUCGUGGAAUAUUUAACAUUGGUAAAGCACAUUUCACGAAAAUGGAUAAAAAUGCCAAGAAUAAGGUCUUCUUCAAAGAUGUGGCUGGAUGUGACGAGGCAAAGCAAGAAAUCAUGGAGUUUGUCCACUUCCUUAAAAACCCAAAGAAAUAUGAGCAGUUGGGAGCCAAAAUACCCAAGGGUGCUCUUCUAGUGGGUCCUCCUGGGACUGGAAAGACACUUCUUGCCAAAGCUACAGCUGGAGAGUCUGGUGUACCUUUUCUCUCUAUUUCUGGGUCAGAUUUUAUGGAGAUGUUUGUUGGUGUUGGACCAGCCAGAGUUAGGAGCUUAUUUCAGGAGGCACGACAGUGUGCACCUAGUAUAAUUUUCAUUGAUGAGAUUGAUGCCAUUGGUCGAGCAAGAGGGCGGGGUGGCUUUUCUGGAGGACAUGAUGAACGUGAAAGCACUUUAAAUCAACUGCUUGUUGAAAUGGACGGCUUUGCAACCACAUCAGGUGUGGUUGUACUUGCUGGCACAAAUAGACCUGAUAUAUUAGACAAAGCCUUGUUAAGACCCGGUCGAUUUGAUCGUCAAAUUACCAUAGAUAAACCAGACAUAAAAGGCCGUGAUCAGAUAUUCCGGAUCUACUUGAGCAAGUUGAAACUUGACCACGACGCAGCCUUUUAUUCACAGAGGCUUGCUGCUCUAACACCAGGAUUUGCCGGAGCAGACAUUGCAAAUGUUUGUAAUGAAGCUGCUUUAAUUGCCGCAAGAAAUGAGAGUACAAUAAUUACAAUGCAACAUUUUGAGUCAGCAAUAGACAGGGUAAUUGGAGGUCUCGAGAAGAAGAAUAAGGUAUCCGAUCCUCUGUUUUUCCGUUCCACUAUCUACUUUGCAUUUAUAUUUCAUUGGUGGAUAGCUAGCACAUUUCCUACACUAGACAUUUCAAAUAAUGUUUUUUGUUCUGGAUUGUUAUGGAAUACAUCGUUUUCAGCUUGAAAUGUUCAGAUUUGU